Messenger RNA from Chinchilla lanigera (long-tailed chinchilla), 2004 nucleotides. RefSeq names its product mitochondrial ribosomal protein S22 (gene Mrps22). The transcript has 7 exons. The record is from RefSeq and is a predicted model, not a curated record. NCBI's taxonomy places the organism in Eukaryota, Metazoa, Chordata, Mammalia, Rodentia, Chinchillidae. Gene Ontology annotation, cellular component: mitochondrial small ribosomal subunit. Gene Ontology annotation, molecular function: structural constituent of ribosome. The coding region runs from base 19 to 1140 and encodes 373 amino acids.
CGGCGCAAGAGGGCUCGGAUGGUCAUGGCUUCCCUCAGAACUCCAGUGUCGCUAUGGAAGUUCCUGAUAAGCUCUCGGGGCCUGGAGCCGGUCUGUGUCAGGGCCCAAACCCAGCUUAGGCGGGAUGCUCUGUUCCAGCCGCUGCCGCUGUCCUUUGCGGUGGGGCUGCCACGCCGUGGGCUCGGCUCCGGCGUCGCAGAAUCUGAUACCUCAGAUGUCAAGAAACCUACAUUUACGGAUGAAGAAGUCCAAAACAUCCUUAUCAAGAUGACAGGCUUAAACUUGAAGAAGGUUUUUAAACCAGCUAUACAAGAGCUGAAGCCACCAACCUAUAAGCUCAUGACCCAAGCACAGUUGGAAAAGGCUACCAGAGAAGCAGUUGAGGCAGCUAAAGUACGAUUAAAAAUGCCACCAGUUCUGGAAGAACGAGCACCAAUAAACGAUGUGUUAGCAGAGGAUAAGAUUUUGGAAGGGACAGAAACAGCCAAAUAUGUGUUUACUGAUAUAUCAUACAGCAUACCACACCGGGAACGUUUUAUUGUUGUAAGAGAACCAAGUGGCACACUGCGCAAAGCUUCUUGGGAAGAACGGGACCGGAUGAUACAAAUUUAUUUCCCCAAAGAAGGUCGUAGAACUCUGCCUCCAAUAAUUUUCAAGGAAGAAAACCUUAAGAACAUGUACAGCCAGGACCGGCAUGCUGAUGUCCUUAAUCUUUGCAUUGCCCAGUUUGAGCCAGAUUCUGCUGAGUACAUCAAGGUUCAUCACCAGACCUAUGAAGACAUUGAUAAGCAUGGGAAGUAUGACCUUUUACGUUCAACAAGACACUUCGGUGGAAUGGCUUGGUAUUUUGUAAAUAAGAAAAAGAUUGAUGGUUUGCUGAUUGACCAGAUUCAGAGAGACUUGACGGAUGAUGCUACCGGUUUGGUCCAGCUGUAUCACAUGCUCCAUCCAGAUGGCCCAUCCGCUCAAGAGGCCAGAGAGCAGGCUGCUGAGGGAAUACAUUUAAUUAAGGUAAACAGUCUUUUUUUCACACUGGCUGUGGUGGUAAUUGAAUUUAAAAAAUUAAGUUUAAAAGAUAUAACGGUAACUAAACAGACGUGUGAAUUUGGAAUAUUUGUGGUCUUGAAAACAGCAGUAUGAUCACAGUCCCCGUUAUUUCUUCACCCUGGACAAUGGGUAGGGUAGGGAGUAUGAAGGGCGGUGAGUGUGAUGGCUGCUGGAGUUUACAGGGGUUCAGACAGUACGGGUUAGCAGGCCCCUUGUUCUUUAGAGUACUUGAACAUGUCCCCAAGAGCAGUUUCCUGCCCUACAGUGUGGUCACAGAACAUGGGAGUGGGAGGUAGAUGUCAGGAGCAGGAGAGGGUGGUGGUGUUCAGAUACUCCCAAGCCUUCUGUUAUUUAGGAACUAUUCGCUGCUCCAAACCUUGGGCUUACAUGGAUUUUCUGUAAAUGCUGAGUUAGUAUUUUUAGGAUAGGAAAGGGAGGUCCUUGUGUAAUUUAAUCUCUAAUGCUCAGAAUAGACAGUUUUCACCUGGCUUAUACUGCAGUAAUACUUUUUUGCAUGUCACAAAGCUUGAUAAAAAUGACCAGUGACCACCCUAAGUAGAGAAACCAUAGUACUAAUCCUGAUUUUCUUGGAUAUGCCAGAUAAAGCAAAAUGCUUUUAGACAUUCUUUGAAAUGAAAAAUGAAUUUUCUGUCCUCCUCUAGAGUUCUCUUGAACCUAAUGCUUUUUCACUUUGGUCUAGCAGGAAGUACGGUGUCGGCAUCUUACAUUUUUCUGAAAACAAGCUAAAAGAGCCAACAGCUAAUUUGGUGUUUAGAAUUAAUAUUGCUUGAACUGUGGGAUGUUUUUCUGUCUGUGUAUUUACUGCUUUAUAACUGGGGGAAAUGUUAUGAAGGAAGACCUUAAUUGGGACUGUUUCCUAUUAUAGAAAUGUUAAUGUCUUAAAACUAAGGAACUUUAUAAAUAGUGUGUCCUAUUGCUUUAAAGUUUUUUUCUUUU